AUGAAUAAGCAGUUUGCUGUAAAGGUGGAGGAGGGAAGAAAAGGUGACCCAUCUGUUGGUCCGAUUUAUCGUUAUCAUACUUCUAAACAAUCCUUCCCACCUCUGGAUUCUCACUUCAAAACCACUUGGGAUGUCUUUAGAUCAUCUGUUGAAAAGUAUCCUAACAACAGGAUCCUUGGAUGGCGCGAGCUCGUGAAUGGAAAGUGGGGACCAUACGUUUGGAAAACUUACAAGGUUGUAUAUGAGGAAGUUUUGCAUGUUGCUUAUGCCAUUCGAGCCUCUGGACUUCAACCUGGUUGUAAAGUGGGAAUUUAUGGAUCAAACUGUCCUCAGUGGAUUGUAGCAAUGGAGGCUUGCAAUGCCCAGAACUGCAUUUGUGUACCUCUCUAUGAUACCCUCGGGGCAGGGGCUGUAAAUUUUAUCUUGGAGCAUGCCGAAGUUGAUAUUGUUUUUGUGCAAGAUAAAAAAGUUAAACAACUACUGGAUCCAGAGUGUACACAUACUCGACACCUUAAGGCUAUUGUUUGCUUCACUUCAAUGACAGCAGAAGAAAAGGAAAUGGCAGAUUCAAUUGGGAUAAAAUCUUUCUCAUGGAAUGACUUUCUUCAAAUGGGCAGUGAACAUCCAUCAGAGCUGCAGACACCACAGCCAUCUGACAUAUGCACAAUUAUGUACACGAGUGGCACAACCGGAAAACCAAAAGGUGUUAUAUUGACUCAUGAAAACGUUAUAACGAUGAUAUGUGGCAUUGAUCUUAUGAUGGAACAAUUCGAAGAGAAGAUGACGGUGGAUGAUGUUUACUUAUCCUUCUUACCUCUCGCCCACGUCUUUGACCGUGUAAUUGAAGAAUAUUUUAUUCGUAAAGGUGCUUCUGUUGGGUUCUACCAUGGGGAUAUAAAUGCUUUAAAGGAUGAUAUGAUGGAGCUGAAACCAACUUUCUUGGCUGGAGUACCUCGUGUUUUGGAACGAAUUCAUGAAGGCGUGUUGAAAGGACUAGAAGAACUUAAUCCAAGGAGGAGGAAAAUAUUUGACAUACUAUACAACUACAAACUUAAAUGGAUGAAGUUAGGUUAUAAGCAAAAAUAUGCAUCACCUUUGGCAGAUAUGCUGGCUUUCAGAAAGGUAAAGAACAAUCUGGGUGGUCGGAUUCGUUGUAUAGUAUCUGCAGGAGCUCCAUUAAACCCUGAGGUGGAAGAGUUCUUGCGGGUUACAUCCUGUGCGCUUGUGCUACAAGGAUAUGGACUGACAGAGACUUGUGGUCUAGCCACUGCUGCAAUUCCAGAUGAAUUGAGCAUGGUUGGGACUGUCGGUCCUCCCUUUUUAUUUAAAGAAUUACGUCUAGAGGAACUUCCGGAAAUGAGUUAUGACCCUUUGGCAGAUCCUCCACGUGGUGAAAUAUGUAUUAGGGGAAAAAGUCCUUUUGCCGGGUACUACAAGAAUCCAGAGUUGACAGAUGAGGUGAUGAAAGAUGGAUGGUUUCACACAGGUGACAUAGGGGAGAUGUUACCAAAUGGAGCGUUGAAAAUUAUUGACAGGAAGAAGCAUCUAAUAAAGCUGUCACAAGGAGAGUAUGUUGCACUGGAGCAUUUGGAGAAACUCUAUGCUAUCACUCCCAUUGUUGAAGAAAUUUGGGUAUAUGGGAACAGUUUCAAGUCUUCAUUGGUGGCGGUAGUUGUCCCAAACCAAGAACACGCAUUAAAAUGGGCUGAUCGCAAUGGUCAUAAAACUACCUUCUCUGACUUGUGUACGCUAUCUCAGCUACAGGAUUACAUCAUCAGUGAACUCAAAUCAACUGCAGAAAGAUUCAAGCUAAAUGGUUUUGAACAUAUCAAGGGUGUGAUUGUGGAACCCGAAACCUUUGAAGGAGAAAGGGGUUUUCUGACACCAACACUUAAGAAGAAAAGAGAUAGAAUGCAAGAUCAUUACAAGAUCCAAAUCGACAAUGUUUACAGAGGCUUGAACAAAUAAUAUAAAAUAUAUUGUUUUGAAUUGUAUGUAACAAG
Molecule: messenger RNA, 2003 nt
Organism: Erigeron canadensis
Lineage: Eukaryota; Viridiplantae; Streptophyta; Magnoliopsida; Asterales; Asteraceae
Product: long chain acyl-CoA synthetase 1-like
Exons: 19
Coding region: 1-1968 (655 amino acids)
Biological process (GO): fatty acid metabolic process; cutin biosynthetic process; wax biosynthetic process
Cellular component (GO): membrane; endoplasmic reticulum
Molecular function (GO): long-chain fatty acid-CoA ligase activity
Source: RefSeq, a predicted model, not a curated record